Rubroshorea leprosula is the source of this 1377-nucleotide messenger RNA. Lineage: Eukaryota; Viridiplantae; Streptophyta; Magnoliopsida; Malvales; Dipterocarpaceae. The record is from the annotation of a GenBank genome assembly.
UUUCAUCACUACCUAUCUAAACAGCUUAACUUCAUUUUUGUGCUUCUUUCUUCUCCUCCUCCUCCUUCUUCGUUGCCAAUUAUCAGAACAGAAUGAGACCUAGCAUUUUCAAGCUCGUUGUUCUUCUCAUUGCAGUUUGGAUAGCUGCAGGGGAGUGUAAUGCACAAGGGUUGAAGAUGAACUUCUACCAAGAAAGUUGCCCUCUAGCUGAGCUGAUUGUGAAAACAAUUAUACAGAGAAGUGUUCUAUCUAAUCCUGCUUUACCUGCGAAAUUUCUCAGAAUGCAUUUCCAUGACUGCUUUGUUAGGGGUUGUGAUGCAUCUAUACUAUUGGAUACAGUCGAUAAUAAUGCAAAGGCAGAGAAGGAAGCAGUACCGAAUCUAAGCUUAUCUGGUUUCGAUGUGAUUGAUUAUAUCAAGACUCAGAUUGAGCUACUUUGUCCUAAUACUGUUUCUUGUGCUGAUAUUCUUGCUCUAGCUGCUCGUGAUUCUGUUUCUUUCUUGUAUAAUUGGCCACUGUGGGAUGUGCCUACUGGAAGAAGAGAGGGUGAUGAAGACGGAAAAGAGAGAGACAACAGAGGAGAGAAAGGCGGUAGAAUCUCACAAUUCAUCAAUUGUUCAUUAUGGGAGGUGCCUACUGGAAGAAGAGACGGGCGAAUCUCUCUCGCAUCAGACGUUAUUGCAAACAUUCCUUCCCCCUUCUCAGACUUCAACACUCUUAUGCAAUUAUUCAACAGAAAAGGUCUUAAUCUUACUGACCUUGUCCUUCUAUCAGGUGGACAUACUAUUGGAGUUGCACACUGUGCCACUUUCUCACCAAGGCUUUAUAACUUCUCUGGACAUGGCGAUCAAGAUCCUUCCUUGGACCCAUCAUACGCCGAAUUCUUGAAGAAGCGGUGCCCUAAUCCGGCCAACCCCGCGACCAUCGUGGCAAUGGAUCCUAAAAGUGCGCUUACAUUUGAUAAACAUUACUACCAAACCCUGUUGGAGAACAAGGGUCUGUUCGUAUCUGAUGCUGCACUUCUAACCAACAGUGAUUCCGCUAAGAUUGUUGGACGACUGCAUAUCUCCAACUCUUUCAUCCCACAAUUUGCCAAUUCCAUGAAGAAGAUGGGAGCCAUAGAAGUGCUCACCGGAACUGCAGGAGAGAUCAGGAAGCAAUGUCGUGUUGUGAAUUGAUAGAAUGAAGAUACAAGAUAAAUGUCAACCGUAAUUUGUUACAUAUUUGAUGUAUGCUUCUAAUAAUUCAUUUUCUCACGUCGAAAGGGGAAAAUGUGACAUAAAAAUUGAUAUGUUCUUCCUUAAUUUUUCCUUUUUCUUUUUUAAUCAGCCAAAUUAAGUUCUUCCUUUCUUAUUAUAAUACAGUAUAUUUUUCUUU